GCACAGUUUUUUUGUUCAUACGAAUUGUUGUAUAAACCUAUAUACUGUGGCCUAGGAGUAGAGUGUAGAGGUUCAAGAAACUCCAAUAAUUGCAAAUAAAGGUAUAAAUUGUAUAAAUAUUUUAUACAAUAUAAAAUUUGAUUAAGGCCCCUUCUUGGAGUGUGCUAGUGUGCUGUAGCUGUGAUUUAGUUUAGACACAGAAUAACUAACCAUACAGAAGCGAAACUGACUGUCGUUUCCAUUGAUUGUGUGGGAACCGAAAUAUUUGACCUUGAGCCCUAGUUACAGAAUGGAACUUGAUGUUCUAAGGAAUAGACCAAUUCAAAUGAUGUGAUAUUUUUGACAAGUAGCUAUUAAAUAAUUUUGAAAUAUAAAAUUUAACUAUAAAAUAUAAAUAAACUAUAAAAUAAAACAUAUAUAAAUAUAAAAUUUAACUAAAAACAACUGUCACUGUCAGUCUAAAAGUGAGGUUAUACCAGUUACGUUGACACAUGAGCAUGAAAAUUAUGUUACCAUUUUGGGCCUGAGUUUCGCUUCUGUAUGGUUAGUUAUUCUGUGGUUUAGACGUUUAGACCUUUAGACAGAAUACACUUACUUGGAUGUAAAAUUACUAUUGUAAUUUGGAAUUGGAAUAUGUACAUAUAAAUCAAAACAAGUGUAAUAAAAUGGAAGUAAAACAAGAAAUUAGCGAGGAAACCUGUAAAGUAGAAAUAGAGUAUAAUAAUGACUUGGAUAAUUAUCUUUUGAAUGGCUUUAAAUGUGAAAUUCAAGAGCAGUCCAAUAGAGAAGUGACUCUGGACAGAUAUGAUUCCUUAGACUUGAAGAAGUGGCACAUAAAUACUGAUAUAAAACAACAUGGAAAUUCAUUUGAAGAAAACCAAGAAACUGAAAAAGGUUAUCUCCCAAAUGAAACAAAAAUGGAAAUUAUGGAGAAACCAAUUGAAUAUUCAUCUUACGAAGGAAAUGAUAUCAGUCUAAACACUGAAGAAAAAACAUUAAAUAAAAAUAUGGAAGUUGUGACUGGAAAGAGACCUUAUAAAUAUGAAAUUUGUUUAAAACAGUGUAACACUGCAAGUGAUUUGACAAGACAUUUGAGAGCGCACACUGAUGAAAAAUCUUACAAGUGUGAGAUUUGUUUUAAGCAAUUUAGUGAAGCAGGUACUUUGAAAAAACAUUUGAGAGUGCACACUGGGGAAAAACCUUACAAGUGUGAGAUUUGUUUUAAGCAAUUUAGUGAAGCAGGUCAUUUGAAAAAACAUUUGAGACUGCACACUGGGGAAAAAGCUUACAAGUGUGAUAUUUGUUUUAAGCAAUUUAGUCAAGCAGGUACUUUGAAAAAACAUUUGAGAGUGCACACUGGGGAAAAACCUUACAAGUGUGAGAUUUGUUGUAAGCAAUUUAGUGAAACAGGUCAUUUGAAAGUACAUUUGAGAGUGCACACUGGGGAAAAACCUCACAAGUGUGAAAUUUGUUUGAAACAAUUUACUACAAGAAGUGACUUGAAAAUACAUUUGAGAGUGCACACUGGGGAAAAACCUUACAAGUGUGAGAUUUGUUUUAAGCAAUUUAGUGUAGCAGGUUAUUUGAAAAAACAUUUGAGACUGCACACUGGGGAAAAACCUUACAAGUGUGAUAUUUGUUUUAAGCAAUUUAGUCAAGCAGGUACUUUGAAAAAACAUUUGAGAGUGCACACUGGGGAAAAACCUUACAAGUGUGAGAUUUGUUGUAAGCAAUUUAGUGAAACAGGUCCUUUGAAAGUACAUUUGAGAGUGCACACUGGGGAAAAACCUCACAAGUGUGAAAUUUGUUUUAAGCAAUUUAGUGUAGCAGGUGAUUUGAAAAAACAUUUUAGACUGCACACUGGGGAAAAACCUUACAAGUGUGAUAUUUGUUUUAAGCAAUUUAGUCAAGCAGAUACUUUGAAAAAACAUUUGAGAGGGCACACUGGGGAAAAACCUUACAAGUGUGAUAUUUGUUUUAAGCAAUUUAGUCAAGCAGAUACUUUGAAAAAACAUUUGAGAGGGCACACUGGGGAAAAACCUUACAAGUGUGAGAUUUGUUUUAAGCAGUUUAGUCUAGCAGAUCAUUUGAAAAUACAUUUGAGAGUACACACUGGUGAAAAACCUUACAAGUGUGAAACUUGUUUAAAACAGUUUCGUACUGCAAAUGAUUUGACAAGACAUUUGAGAGUGCAUACUGGGGAAAAACCUUACAAGUGUGAGAUUUGUUUUAAGCAAUUUAGUGAAGCAGGUACUUUGAAAAAACAUUUGAGAGUGCACACUGGGGAAAAACCUUACAAGUGUGAAACUUGUUUAAAACAGUUUCGUACUGCAAGUGAUUUGACAAGACAUUUGAGAGUGCAUACUGGGGAAAAACUUUACAAGUGUGAGAUUUGUUUUAAGCAGUUUAGUGUAGCAGAUCAUUUGAAAAUACAUUUGAGAGUGCAUACUGGGGAAAAACCUUACAAGUGUGAGAUUUGUUUUAAGCAAUUUAAUACUCCAGGUAAUUUAAAAACACAUUUGAGAGUGCACACUGGAGAAAAACCUUACAAGUGUAAGAUUUGUUUUAAGCAAUUUAGUAUAGCAUGUAAUUUGAAAAAACAUUUGAGAGUGCACACUGAGGAAAACACUUAAAAAUUUGUGAGAUUUGUUUUAAGCAAUUUGGUACACCAGGUAAAAGCCGUAUCACACUGCGGAAAAACCUUAUCAGUUUGAGAUUUGUUUUGAUUGAUUUGCUCAAAAAGUUCAAUUAACUUCUCACAUGACAGUUCACAAUGGAGAGAAACCUCACAAGUGUGAAAUUUGUUUAAAACAGUUUAGUACUGCAGGUGAUUUGAAAGUACAUUUAAGAGUGCACAGUGCACACGGAGAAAAACAUUACAAGUGUGAGAUUUGUUUUAAGCAAUUUAGUCUAGCAAGUACUUUGAAAAACAUUGUGAUGUCACUUUAAUGCCAAGAACGAGACCAAGACCAUCUCAACCUGAUUGCAACAACCAACACCACCAAGACCGUAGCUGCAGGGACCUGAGGUCACAACAUUGCGCAGUUCAAAGUCAUACCCCAUUGGUCAAAUAUGCAAUUAAGUUAAUUGAGAUAAAAUUUAUGAUAAAGACUAUGAAACCAUUUCGUUAUUUAUCGUAUGGAAUAUUUAUUAGGAAAAUGGUUUGCUAGCUUGGCUAUGCAAAUACGUGGGUUCGAGACUUGUUGCUUAUCGACUGUGCACCUAGUAGGAAGCAGAUUUCAUUGCUCACAGUUGCCUAGCUCUAAGCCAUACCUUAAUUAGUUCAGAUGCUGAAUCUUUAGGAUAUAAUGUUUAAUCAUCAUUUUAAUCAUGCACGAGGCAUUCUUAUUCAAUUUUCAGUUUAUGAUCAUUCUGAAGAGACCUAGGUUUAAACUUGUCUGUUUAUUGUAUACUUAUUAUUCUUUCGCUUUACUGUUUUGUUGUUCUGAUAAUAAUGGUAACUUCUUGAAUAUCAGUCCUAUGGAAAUACAGCUUUUGUAUGCACCAAGGGAUUAUUGUGUUUGAGCAUCAUCUUUCCGAGGAACUCAUUUUUUUUUUGUUUGCAUGUAACUUGAGUCAGGAUCAAUAUCCUGUUCUCUGUGAGUAACUAGGGAACAUUCUCAUAAUCUGCAGUUUCUUUAGAAAUUGAUUUACCUUUUCUCUAGUAUUUCCUUGGAUUUAUUUAUAAGAGAUUAAUAUGUGACUUCUUGAUUUAUUUCAUGAGAGAUGAUUCCGAAAUAUUGGUUAGCUUUUCCUGACUAUUCUCAUAAAUCUGUUGUAGCUAUAGCUAUAGUUAGAGAAUCCCAGAAUGAGUUAACUUCUGUUAUGUCAACUAUUCAAUGGCAGCUAAUCUGAAAAGCUCAACGUAGGUGGAGCUCGUGUAGUUGGAGGUCACCUCAACUUACGUCAACACUUUAAAUCAAUCUAUUUCUAAGUAAAUAUUGCAUAUUUGUUUCGCUGUGUGAAUUAAACUUAGAGCAUAAAAUCCCUCAAUGUUGUGCUGUGCAUUUGUGCUCAUCAAGAACAUCAGGACACAGGUUUCCCAAAGAUAUUCUGAUGAGAAAAAGUGGAUUGUAGCAAUAAGACGCGAUAAAUAUGUGCUGAAAAUAAAUGCACGUAUCUGCAAUAAAAAAUUUGUUGAAACAGAUUACGUAUUGCUCCUAGAUUCGACUGUAAAAAUAGAAUACUUCAGAUCAAAAUUUAUUAUAAACGCAUGGAUUAAAAUAUGCAAUUUUAUAUACAUUCACAUCACACUGUUGCCACAUCUAAAAUCGCUUUUUAUGAAGUGACAAUAUAAUAAAAAUUAUAUUUGAAAUUAUAAUACAUAUACCUAGAAAAAUAUGAAAUAAUAAUUUAAAAUAAUUCUCAAGUUCUCAAUAUUUUUAGUGACUAAAACAUAUCCUGACCAACCUAGCGUCAUCGAAAAUAAUAUAAACAAGGUAAUAACUGAAAAUUUAAGUGACAUAUUAUCUUUAAUGACUAAAACAUAACCUGAUCAAACCUAACCUAAUCAAAAAUAACCUAAUCAAAAAUAAUAUAAACAAGUAAACAAGUUACUAACUGAAAAUUAAAGUGACCUAGUACCAUUCAAAUAUUCUUUAAUGACUAAAACCUGAUCAAACCUAACCCUAAUUUUUUCUAAUUUCACCUUAAAUUUAAGGUCGCCUUUCACCUAGACGAACACCCAAAUAAUUAUACUUAAUUAAAUUAACACAUUCUAUAUUUCUAUAAGGAAUUAUAAUUUUUUUUAAAUAAGGCAACAUUGCAGAAUCAACUGCGCUCAACCCAUGCUUAAACCAACUUUACCCAAAUGCGCAACUGUCAUAUUUUGGCCAUAUUUUGAAAAUAUCACAUUUUUAAAUGAGAUAGACACAAAAAUUGAUGCUGAGCGCACUUAUUUGGGAAUUUUAAAUUGAUAAAAAAGUAAGGCAGAUAUCAUAUACACACUAGACUCGUGAGGGGAGUGAGUCAGUACCAAAUAAAUACCCUCUGAGCUAUAGAAAUCGAACAUUGAGACGAUGAUUAAUAUAGUUUAUCAUUCGAUAAGGACUUCCUUUUUUCCAGUAACUCUCGUAUUCCUUCUCCUCAAAUGGUUUUUCAACGCACCAACAGCCCAAGAUCCAUAUUUUUCGGCCAUAAUUUAUUAUUUGUUAAAUCGUAAUCAAAAACACCAUAUACAAACUUCACGAAUUGUCAAAACGUUGACCUCCAACUACACUAGCGCCGCUAAGCGGGAUCAAAUGCGUACAUAGCUGCCAUUAGGUACCCUUGGGUAGACUUUUCAGUGCAUAUGAUGCAAAUCUGAUGAUCAGUUGAGUGAGGUUCAUGGUGCCCAAUGUAUAAUUAUUAUUAGUACAUUAAGGGCCGGUUGUUCGAACGCUAAUCAAAAAUAAUCAUUAUCAAAUAUUUAAUUACUGUCACAACUGUCAAUGUCUGUUAUGUAGAUGAAAUGUAGAAUAAAAGAAUGUGUUGAUA
Messenger RNA from Diabrotica virgifera virgifera (western corn rootworm), 5475 nucleotides. Its product is annotated as zinc finger protein 271-like. The transcript has 2 exons. The coding region runs from base 666 to 2633 and encodes 655 amino acids. Gene Ontology annotation, biological process: central nervous system development; regulation of transcription by RNA polymerase II. The record is from RefSeq and is a predicted model, not a curated record. Gene Ontology annotation, molecular function: RNA polymerase II cis-regulatory region sequence-specific DNA binding; DNA-binding transcription factor activity, RNA polymerase II-specific. Gene Ontology annotation, cellular component: nucleus. Lineage: Eukaryota; Metazoa; Arthropoda; Insecta; Coleoptera; Chrysomelidae.